This is a messenger RNA of Annulohypoxylon maeteangense, 1829 nucleotides long. RefSeq names its product kinase-like domain-containing protein. NCBI's taxonomy places the organism in Eukaryota, Fungi, Ascomycota, Sordariomycetes, Xylariales, Hypoxylaceae. Bases 688 to 1755 code for a protein of 355 amino acids. The transcript has a single exon. The record is from RefSeq and is a predicted model, not a curated record.
GCACUGGCAUUAGAGAUACCUAACCUCUGCAUGACCUUAACGAACGGCUGGUCUUGUUAAGUAAAUCAGACAAUUUAUUGACGAUGAUCUGUAGAUGUUGGUUAAUAAGGCCAUGAUGUGGGCUUUGAAGAUGGAAAAAAUGAUUGUUGGCUGCCCGGGUUAGUUGGUAUAUUGAACGUCCGCGCAAGGGGUCAUCACUAAAAACACACCGCUGUUCUUCUUUCCCCGCUCAUCCCGAGUCGCUGGUUGACUCACGUGAACUAGAUAAUGAAUAAGUCCACUUGAGCGAUUGUUGUUAAUCCAUUUCAUACCUGCCAUGCGAAUUUCUACACGAUGCCUAUGUGGACCUGCGAUUUUGCCGGUUGCUCAAAAGCGGCUGUUCGUGAACUUGGCGACUGUGUAUUAUGCGACCGCCAUCUAUGCUCCAUCCAUCUUGAGCUCGAAUUUCAUACUUGUCCAAAAUGGGAGGUGAGUUCAAUUUCUUGUAACAUAUGUUGCACUUGCUAAAUUUUGUAGGAUGCGGAUAAGUAUGAUCUCCUAGCUGGAGUUGCUGAAGAAAGAGAGAUUACGGAGUUGAUCAAGAAGGUCAACACCUCGGCUCUUGCGGCUCGAGCAAGUGACUUGCGCCAAGGGAUACCUUGCUCAAUUCCUGCACUCCGGUAUGACAAAGCUCAGCGAAACUCCGUGAUGGGCGGUAUGAAUUAUCAUAUCGAACUUCGUUUUGACGACGGUGUAAAAUGGAUUGCCCGUAUCCGCAGGUUUAACGCCACAUCACCUCCAGCAGAAUUGAGAGACCAUAUCAUCCAGAGGGAGGUCGCCACUCUUAAAUUUCUCGAGCAGACCAGUGCGCCUACUCCGAAAGUGUUUGAUUUCACACUAGACCAUGCGGAUAAUCCUGUUGGAGUUGGCUAUAUACUGAUGGAGAAGUUGCCCGGGAAGCCUUUAUUGGAGGUAUCUCGAACGAAAGAACAGAUGAAAAGGGUCAUGGAACAGUUGGCUGACGUAUUCAUCGAACUUCACAAAUAUCCUUUCAACCGUCUUGGCUCCCUCGAUAAUCCAGGCGAUUCUCACGUGGGUGCGCUCGCUCGGGAAUCUCUUACUGACUUCAUACAAUCCGAAAUGCGCACAAUGGGCCCCUUUUCGUCAAUGGAAGAAUAUCACAAGUCUUCGCUUCAGCUCCUCCUAGAUCAGAUCCUUCGCCAGGAGAUGUACUCUAAUAGGGCCGUAGAUGCGUAUCUGAUACAUCGAUUUCUCCUCGACUUGGUCCCAUCCGUAUUAUCAUCGGCUCAGGAUGAUGGGAAGUUUUAUUUGAAGCAUGCUGAUGAUAAGGGAGACCACAUCUUGGUCGAUGAAAAUUUCAACAUUACUGGAAUAAUUGAUUGGGAAUGGGCCCACACUGCACCUCUAUCUCAUGCGUUCAACUCCCCGUUAGCUAUUUUUGAUGUAGCUGAAUUCUAUAAUGGCGUGAACAAUCUGAGCGACAAUGAAACUGUCUUUGCACGCAUAUUCGGGGGAAAAGGUCACCAGGAUCUAGCAGACAGCGUCUGGAAGGGUAGAUUGCAGCAUAGGUUCAACUUCUGUUGUGGUCAUAAUCUCGAGGACUGGAGCGGGUUCCUUGGUCUUUUUCAAGGGCUUCGAAAUGCUGUGAAAGUAGAUGAUGGUAUGGACUGGGAUGGUUGGAAAAUCGCUGCCUUAGAUCGCUAUAAGGACGAUGCUGGCUUACAACUCUUAUUACGUAGAAAAGGAAACACCUGAUGCUCUAAUUUUCAAAUUAGAGUGAUCUAAAUCGUAUGGAAGUUAGAAAGAAAGAUGUCGCGAAAGACUAAAAC